Molecule: messenger RNA, 6826 nt
Organism: Taeniopygia guttata (zebra finch)
Lineage: Eukaryota; Metazoa; Chordata; Aves; Passeriformes; Estrildidae
Gene: SAMD8
Product: sterile alpha motif domain containing 8
Biological process (GO): ceramide biosynthetic process
Cellular component (GO): endoplasmic reticulum membrane; plasma membrane; Golgi membrane
Molecular function (GO): sphingomyelin synthase activity; protein binding; ceramide cholinephosphotransferase activity
Source: RefSeq, a predicted model, not a curated record
CGCCGCCGCUUCCGGACGGGGGAUGGGGGGUGGCGGUGGCCGCCGCCGCCGAGGAGAGGCACGGGCAGGGCGCGGAGGAGCCGCUGCCGCAGCGCCCCGGGCCGGCGCGGCGGCACCGCCGCUCGGCGGCAGAGCUCCCUUGUGCAGCUGGACACGGUGUCUGUGCCACCUCCACAGAGCAGCUGAUCAUGCUGUGCUCUGGAGUGGCAAGAGCUCAGAAGACAUUUCCUGGCAUUUGAGUGCCCCUCCUGUUUGGUAGGGGGUGCUUCUUGCCGGAUAUCAGAGCAGGUCAGUGUGACUGGCGGAUAAGGGGCAGGAUGGCGGGCAAUAACCAGCUCUGCAUUCGGCGCUGGACUACCAAGAACGUGGCCAGGUGGCUGAAGGAAGAAGGCUUCUGUGAAUACGUGGAUCUUUUGUGCAACAGACACAGGCUAGAUGGAAUUACCCUGCUGACACUUACUGAGUAUGACUUGCGAUCCCCUCCUCUGGAAAUCAAAGUCUUGGGGGAUAUCAAGAGGCUGAUGUUGUCCAUCCGCAAGCUGCAGAAGCAGCAUGUCGACGUCCUGGAAGAGCUGGGUUACACCAGUGACGGCCACGCUGGCACCGUGUGCCCAGCUGGCUCACUACAGGGGGCAGAUUGGUUUUGUAAUGGUGAAGUACCUCGGGACUAUGAUGGACCAAUUACUGACUUGAAUGGUGAUCAGUAUCAAUAUGCAAAUGGAAAAAACAAACAUGCCACACGAAGACUGGACCCAGAGUACUGGAAGACAGUUUUAAGUUGUGUGUAUGUCUUCAUAGUGUUUGGCUUUACAUCAUUUGUCAUGGUGAUAGUACACGAGCGAGUGCCUGACAUGCAAACAUAUCCACCUCUGCCAGACAUAUUUUUAGAUAGCGUCCCUAGGAUACCAUGGGCUUUUGCUAUGACUGAAGUAUGUGGUGUAAUUCUUUGCUACAUUUGGCUCUUGGUUCUUCUGCUUCACAAACACAGAUCUAUACUGCUGCGCAGGCUGUGCAGCCUCAUGGGGACAGUGUUUCUAUUACGCUGCAUUACAAUGUUUGUUACCUCACUCUCGGUGCCAGGACAGCACUUGCAGUGUACUGGAAAGUUGUAUGGCAAUGUUUGGGCAAAACUCCAGCGGGCAUUUGCAAUAUGGAGUGGCUUUGGAAUGACUCUGACUGGAGUGCAUACAUGUGGAGAUUAUAUGUUCAGUGGUCACACUGUUGUCCUGACCAUGCUCAACUUCUUUGUCACAGAAUAUACACCAAGGAGCUGGAACUUCUUGCACACCUUGUCCUGGGUCCUGAAUCUCUUUGGAAUCUUCUUCAUUUUGGCUGCACAUGAACAUUAUUCUAUAGAUGUCUUCAUUGCCUUUUACAUCACGACAAGGCUCUUUUUGUAUUACCAUACAUUGGCUAAUACUAGAGCAUAUCAUCAGAGUAGGAGGGCAAGGAUAUGGUUUCCAAUGUUUUCUUUUUUUGAAUGCAAUGUUAAUGGUACUGUUCCCAAUGAGUAUUGCUGGCCCUUUUCAAAACCUACUAUACUAAAAAGAUUAAUUGGUUGAAGACUGUGUGGGUCAGUUCGGAUUUUUAUGAAGUGUUAUGGCUAAGAUCCUACAAAGCUAGCUACAAGGGGGAAGUCAAGUAACAUUUUUCACUCCAUGAUCUCCUCCUUGCCUUGUUUCUUGGAUUCUUAGCCAUAAAAUGGGGUUUCCUUACUUUACAGGUUCGUGUUUUGUUUUCUCCUUGUGAAAACAGAAAACAAUGCAGGGAUGAGUAAAGGCUAUCAGUGAAGCACGAAUAUAAACCAGAAUACUGUUACCCUUGGUAAGGUUCUGUGUGAAUGUUUAUGGAACAUUAACCUGAAAUAUGUAUUGAAUAUAACACACUCUUUACAGGUCCAUAUAAUCUUUGUUACCCGAGUGCCAGCCUUUACAUAUACUGACAUACUGACAAAAAAAUUAAAACUUUAUAAAGCCUUUCUUUAAAAGCAGUCAUAAAUGUAAUUUUUAAAACAAACUGUGUAUAUAUAAAGAUUGAGGAGGUCUGUGUCAUAAUGAAGAAAACAGUAUAGUUCCAUGCUGAGAGGGUCUCUUAACUGUUAAAUUACAAGUCUUGACAGUAUAAAUGGUCUGCAUACAGGUUGCCAAAAAUGAAGGUCGGCCUUGUGGCUGUGUAGUGAUGAUAUUUUUUUAAUGAGAACUUAUUUAGUCUAGUCUAUCAGUUGUCUGUAUGGUUGUUCUAGCACUUGAAAGUUUUCCCUUUUGUGUUUAAAUGAGUUACAGUAAGUGGAACAUCCACUGAAAGUAAACUUAGCUUUAGUGAGUUUAAAGCCACAAAGUAACUUUUGUGUGGUCUUAAUUGCUUUAUACCCAAACUCAUGCAUGCUUUUCAGGAGCAGUUCUUUAAUGUUGGAAAAACAGAACAGUUGUCUUCGUGUAUCUUACUGUCCUCUAAAUGGAUGGGGAAAAUGCAUGUAGUAACUCUUUCAGGAAUAAUAAUAAUAAUAGUGAGUAUUGGCAAUAGUGCUCAUGUUGAUGUAUGUUUUAGCACUCUGGUGUCAACAAUAUGGUGAAUUUCUCUGGAUAUAUAUAUGCACAGUAUAUUUGGUUAUAUAUAUAAAACACAGUAUAUGUUUUUCUAACAACUAUGAAAAGAGGCUAGUUCUUAAUAUAAGUUGCUCAUUUACUACCCUGAAGGAUACCAUAAACAGUUGAGUUUUGCUUGUUGAAAAAAACCAAACCGCAACCCACAACAAAGCAUCCCCCAAAAGCUCAAACCAACACUGUCAGUCCAUAACGCUUGAGCAGGGUCACACAAGGGUUGGUGAUCUCUUAGGCAGUGGAUUGUAAGGGGACAAUAAUAAAGUUGUCUGUAGAGCCUUGAAAUUAGAUUUGUGCCAAAUGAAAACUGAUAGGUACAACGUACAAAAUCAUAAAAAUUAUAUAGGCCUUUUAAUUUGAUUAUUGCAACUUCAGAUGUGCAAAUGUAGUGUAAGUCAGCUUUAGAAAGUUACACUAAUAAUUCCCAGCUUGGUACAAGCUGACUUAAUGGGCACUAUGUACUUGUGUGUGCAUAGAAAUUAAUCCACUUGGAAUUUAAAAGGUUUUGUGUUUGGGGGCUUGUAACUUAGUGUGGGCUACUCCUUGCUGUAUUGUAUUCCUUUUAUUAACCUUGACUGUACUAACUUGACUACCUUACACUCUUCAUGGUAUGUUACCUUUGUAACUUAAUUUAGCUCCUAUUCCACAAAAGAAUUAUGCAUCUUGGAGUAUCUCUGCCAACUGUAAUGAGCACAUGUAUACUGUACUAUUACAGAGAUUUUUAUAUUUGUAACAUUCCAAUUUUUUAGCAUAAUUGCAGGUUUAAUACUAUAUUGUUCAAUCUACCAUAGCCUGAUGGCUUUUGCAUCCAAAUUGGGGGAGUAUGCUUACACUUAAAAAAAGGAGAAAAUAUUCUGAAAUAUUUAAAGACUUUCCAUUUGCUGCUCUUAACUUUCUGAUUUCAGAAAGGCAAUUUGAACAUUCCUCUUGAAUUUUAUAAUGAAAGAGCUCUAUUUGUUAACUUAUAUUUGCCUUUGCAAUGCACACAGUUAUGAAUGCUGUUUUUCUAAACUCUAGGAAACAUCUGUUCUCAGGAUGUGCAGGAUUGUAAUCUGAGUUAUAUGGAGAGGUAUGCAAUUAAACUUGCAAAGCUGUUGACUCUGAAAAUGACCAUUUGAGUAGUAACUGGCAUAACUGCAUCUAAACUGCAAUACUAUUCUGCAACUUAGACAUGCAGGAGAAUUUUCAAGUACAGUCCAGUGUAACAAUGUUUACAGAAAGUAAAGCUAUCAUUUCAAUAUUUUUUUGUAGUGAAGUUCAUAUACAUUGAAACGUAAGGAUUCUUUGUUCUAAUUUAAUUUUCAAAUUCCGUUAAGUAAAUUGCAUUUGAAAUCAGCCUUGUCUGUCACUGUUUUUUAAAAGAAGAUUGUUCUUUUGUGCUGUUUCUCUUGAUGCUAGAUACCUAAGCCCAGGAAAAGUAAUAUAAAAUGGUUGGUUUUGUUAGCAUUGAAUGGAUUACAUUGUCAGGGUAAUUGUCCUCUGCUGUUUUGGAAGUUCAUUGUGUCUGUCUGUAAACAUGCAAGAGGAAAGCUUGAAGUUGAUAGAAGACAGAAAAAUAUGAUCUUGCUUGCAAGAGAGCACCGGUCAGUCUGUAAAGUUGGGAAUGUAAGCUUUAUUGUUAAUUAGAUGGAAACAAGUUGCAGGUAACUGAUAGGCUUAGCAUUUUGUACCUCCUUUUGAGUCAGUGUUUUAAAAGCAUUUUGCUGCUUCUGUUGCUGAGAAGCACUUUUAAGUAAAGGCAGCAGAGCACCUCGGGCCUUGGAUUUAAUGCUUAGUAUGUUCAGGGAUGUCUUCCUUUAUGUUCACAUGCCACCACUGCUCUCCUUUAACAUAUUUGCACCUCUUUUUUGCUAAGUUGUCUUCUGUGGUCUGUGUGAGUGCCCACAUAAUCUGUUCCCAGAAUAAUGAGUGAAUUACUGUGUAAUGCAGCAAGUGCAAGUGUCUCACCAACAUAACUACUACAGAGUGCACAAACAAAUCAAGCAGCAAAGUCUGAAAUUAGUAACCAUAGAUACAAAAGAAGGGGAGGGUCACUUUUUUUUUUUUUUUUGCUAGCUUAGCAAAUGUAGUAAUAUUUGAGACUUGGCAAUCGGGCUGAGCUCUUCCUUAUAAGUUUAGGGAUAUGUAUGCACAUACCUGCAAGUGAUAGACACACAGGCUCUUCCCCCAUCCUUUUUCUUUGUUUUUUGAACCUUAUGACAGAGUUUCUUGGAAUAGCUUUUCUAAACUUUUUGCCUUUAGUUUUUCAUUUCUGAAAGAUCUCUAAAGUUAUGACAUUACACCUGCACAGAGUUAGACCUUCAUAGAUGUGGUUUUUAACAAAUUCUGAUUACACUGACAAAAACUUAGGAAAGGAUCUUUAAGCAGGGUUUUCCAACUGAUCUUGAACAAUGAUAUGGAAAGCUUCCAUAUAUAUAAUUUAUCUUCAUGUCCAGUGGCAAACAUGGUAACACACAAAGUGUCAGUACAGAAAUGUAGAUAGGCAUGAAGUAUUUAAAUGUCCAAGACUAGCAAGAAUUGGAUCCCAGAAGUGCACUGCUUGACUUGUAUGCUUAACUUCAAGCAAAUUACUAAAUACUCUUGACUUCAGUGAGGGUUACCAUUUUAGUUUAAACAUUUUUUUUGGAUAAGGCCCAGUGCAUACUGUGUGGUAUCUUGGUACAGUAAGGGGAAUAGGUAAUGUCACUGUUUUUUAUUUUCUCUGAUGUCUCCCCUCCUAUCUACUGUAGAAGAAAACAUUCCAGUAGAAUUUAAAAGAAAUUGCUACUUAACUGGGUUCUGAAAGAAGAAAUCUGUCAAAAGCCAAAAGACUGAAUAAAACCUUGAUAAUGACCUGCUUUAAGAAGCAAGGGUCAGCUAAAUGAUUUGGGGAAAAAAGUUAUUUUUCAUGCAAGCAUGUUAAAUAAUGUAAUUUAGAAUUACUAAAACCCUCUAAGGAGGAUAAAAGCACAGGUUCCUAUAAUCUUUUCUGUACAGCUGAAUCUUAUGUAGUGUCAAAAAGAGAGUAAAGAGGAAAGAGUUGGGCUCAGACACCAGUAAAAGUCUUUUGCAGCAAUUAAUACCUCGUUUUUUAACCCCUGCCUACGUGCUUAGUGCUAUACUUGUCCGUGGCUGUUUAGCUAGUUUUUUGAUGUAUGAAAGCCCAUUUGGUUUUCAGACAUCAGUCAUGGAAAAAAAACAAACUCAAAAACCCAAACAGUAGAUUUUAUGGACCUGGAGUGUAACAAUAAGAACUUAAAACAACUGCGAUAGUUUCUCAUCAGGUCCAUGUAGUUCCUACUGAAAAGUUAGGGAGAAUUUGCAGUAAUCUACAGACAAUAGUGAUUUUUUUUUUUUAAUAACCAUGGGUACCUUUUUAGAAAUCUGACCUGUAACUUCAAAAACCACCAUAGUCUUUUCAAGAUAGAAGUAUAUUUGACAGAAGUCCUAGCAGUGAGACAUCUUACCCUCGGAAUUAUUUUGUGCUUUAGACUUCAACAAUAAGGGUUAUUUGAUAGACCACUGGUUUAUGAAAUUAUAAAAUAUAAAAUAUUUCUGAUCUAUGUUUGACCUUGUUACCAUUCUAAUUGAAACAGUAUUCCUGGGGGGAAAAAAGUUAUUUGGAGUGAACAUACUGAUGAUGUCUUGUUCAUUAUAUGAAGAAAACCACAGAAAAACCCUCACAACUCCUCAAACACUACGGUAUUAUGAACACUGAACCUUCCAUAUAGCAGUAUCCUGCAGACUUACCACUUGUAUCCUAACAAAUUUGCAGUGAGUAUUAUGUACAUAAUUCAGUGGCAUGCACAUUUUAAAAGCCAGUUUGUACUAAGUGUGUAAGAACUUAAGGUGAUAAAUGUGGAAAACAAUAUUGGCCCUGGACCUAUUGGCCCUGACUGUAUAGUUAAAAUUACUAACUGUAACUUAGUUUUGCUCUUUCAAUUCAGUUUUGUCAAAAAAGGAGAAAUUUUGUCAAAUUUGAGAAACCACAAACUGCAUUGUACAUAGUACUUAACAUAAUAAGGAUGUAGAAACAUGGCUUUUCACAAGGAACUGUUCUUCAGUUUUGUCCUGACUGAGAAAAUAGUGUUAUCUAUUAGCUAGAAGGUAUGCCAGUGAAGUGUAGAAUACUGUAAAUAAGUAAAUAUUGUUUUGAUUCUAAACUCAGAUUGAAUUAAUAUAUUGUUUUAUAUCUUUGUUGUGUUAAACAUAUUUAAAAAUACUAAAAUAAAAUAUUUGAAAAAUGA